UGGUAACGAUUUUUCAGGGGGGUCGCUGACGAAAAUGGAUGAAGCAGGUGUUGAAAAGAAGAAUGCUCCAACAUUUGUCGUGUACGCUCUACGUAGUCGCUCGAACACAAUCAGAUCGGUCGAUGUAUCGGGAAUGGAUGCCACAGUUUAUGAAUUGUUGCACUAAAAUAAGAAGUCGUGGAGGGCAUGAGAUCUGCUGUCGUUGACUCGUUCGAUCUCAAGAAUCGCAUUACAUUGCAAGAUAGAUGCAGCAGCGAUUCGUUCGCAAUCUCGAAAUCCAUUGAGCAGGUACUCCUCCUCUCAAGGGUCGGCACUCUCCCAAGAAAUUCACGCAUAAGUAGAUACACAUCCGUAGUUCCUUGUUUUUUUGAUGUGUCAUCGCAGAAAGCACAAGCAGCCUACUUGUAGCGUUGCAGGAACAACAAGUCCGCUCGAAGCGCUGACUUCUGAAAAGUGAAAGUCUUAGAAAGUGAGCUGAGUGAAUAAGGUCGAGACAAUGUCGGCGCGUUCGCAUUCGUCAUCGCAAAUGAUCAGUGCGAGGUCUGACCGACCGUCUGCCCGUGCGGGUCCCAGUUCUGCUCCCGAGCAUGCCGCCCCAGCAAGUAACAGAACACCCCGCGCACACAGCAUGCCGCACCGACCCCAAGUCUACUUUCCGGAAGUCGGCAACUACACACUCACCGCAAUACCAGGUAAAGGUUUUUCAUCAUGUACGAAAAACGAGCUACCUAUCCGUAUUCUUUCGAAAGAGAUGAAACUGUAUUCAAAUCUGUUGAAUGCCUCAACGUAUGAUAGAUUCCAUCCUUCGUCUUUAGUUGAUCUACCUGGUUCGAUUUCAAAACAGGUUAUGGAGGCUACAUUCCCGGAAAGGUUAGCGAAAACGUGAUUUCCAGUACCUUCAAUCGCUCAAACCAGCUUGCAGCAAUCAAGUGCGAAGAGAGGCUACUCGAUGACCACCAGUAUACACAGGAGCCACACAAUUACGCACGACACAAUCCCUUCGGUGUCACCCUGCCCCACAGAAGGUACUUUCUUCCUGAUUGAGGGAAUGCGAAUGUGUUACGCUCAUAUCUAUGCAUUGUGAAGGAAUGAAUCUGUGCCUACUUGCAUUUCGAUUUGCAAAGGAGAAGAGAAAUCCGAAAUUUCUACAGGGGGACCGACGUACCGGGCUACACUGGUUUCAUUCCAGGGAAAUACGCUGACGGGGUGUUCGGCCAUGUUUACGCUCGCGGUAAUAUCAUAAGGAAACAUGUAGCCCAGCAUCGAUGAUGUUUGGCAUCAAGUUUAUACAGCAGUGUUGGUAUGGAAUCCUGACGGUCGCUAUUGCUAUGCGCAGAAGAGAAGUAGUCUACAGCAUUUGCCAUUGCCAAAAGGCCAAAUUGUUUCGGCCUUGGUUACGUGUUUCCGCAUGAUAGCUGACAACAUCUCCCAGCUGCUGAAGCAGAGGCAGUACGUGGACCGUGCGGAGUGGAUCGGGCGCCUCUACCAGUAGGGAGGCAUCCAAGUAGACCGGUGAUUAAAAUGCAAAAACCUUUUAGUGCAUUGUCGCAAACAGCAUGAAAUCAAUCUCCGUUCAUGAAGCAGGAGUGCAUUCUGACCCUCUCACAAUUGAAGUGCUUAACGGUUCUUACAUCAGCCAUUGUCGAUUUUCAGCAAAUUUUACGAAGUCCAAUAGAUACACUAGGUCGGGCUAUACACAAUAGAACCACCUCAUCCUCUUCGACUGAAUUUUCUAUAUGAUACCUGCAUUGCCUUUGCCGCACCAAGGAAACCGACAGAAGAUCUUGUACAAUGUUGUAGCUGUUUCAUUUUAGUUUCACCGACAACGAAGACGAGAAAUGCGCAUUCAAAUGUACCAAAGAAAUACGAAAUGAUGAAGACGCCGGAU
Amoebophrya sp. A120 is the source of this 1888-nucleotide messenger RNA. The record is from the annotation of a GenBank genome assembly. NCBI's taxonomy places the organism in Eukaryota, Dinophyceae, Syndiniales, Amoebophryaceae.